Messenger RNA from Aspergillus bombycis, 1179 nucleotides. Its product is annotated as LysM peptidoglycan-binding domain-containing protein. The annotation marks the transcript as partial. Lineage: Eukaryota; Fungi; Ascomycota; Eurotiomycetes; Eurotiales; Aspergillaceae. The record is from RefSeq and is a predicted model, not a curated record. The transcript has 9 exons.
UGGACUACGGAGAAUACAACAAAGUUGUGCACCCAGGAAUGUGCGGCAUCUCUAUCUUCUUGGCUUAAUGCUGUAGACCGUGAUUGUGAUCGGCAGACGGUAUUUGUCGGGGAUGUCUACAUGCUCGCGAAGACUGUUCCGACGGCAUGGAAAGAAGGGCACGACCUAAUGGGAUCCGAAGUGUGUUACUAUGAGUAUGAGGGUGGUCCACCCCCGGAAUGCUUAGACCCGGACUUCUCUACGACCCAGAUGACGAAGGAUAUGAUGGAUAUAACUAAGCUUUACGAGAAAGACCUCCUAUGUAGCGAAUGCUUCAUUAAAAUGUGGAGACAGCGGCUUAUGUCGGCCCUGCUCCCAUCUGGCGAGCAUACGGACUACCUUCUCGAUCAAUACUCCACAAUACAGGAAUAUUGCUCUACCAAGCUGCCCGUGAAUACCUACGAAACUACCUUGUUUGCUUCAACUCGCACCGUACCAGUCACUGCCACUGGAACCCCUCUCCCAUCACCAACGAGCUGUCCUGGGCAGUUGAUUGAACCAUCCGAUUCCUGGAUGGGUUGCCGCGAAAUAUCCGAUAAGUACAAUGUGAGCACAGGGACGGUGGUUGAUGUUACACAGGAUAAACAGUGUCAGUUUGACACCCCUUUGUGCUUGCCUAAGCCUUGUGAAAUUGACACUAUAUGGGGUAAAACAACCUGUGAAGAGCUAGCAGCUCGCUAUUCCACUGAUGAGCUCCCUAUAUCCGAGACGCAAUUCUUAAGCUGGAAUCCAAACAUCCUAGGGGCCUGUAGCUGGGUACACAACUCGCAACGCGUUUGCAAAGGUCCACCUGGUGGUUUUUUCAAAGCUUCUGGCGUGAUCUACGCCCCUACUACUGCAGGCUCAUAUCAUACAACAGCAAUACCGGCAGAGCCAACACGCCCUGGCACCAUCCCUGACUGCGGCCGGUACUACAAGGUUGUUGCUGGUGAUGAAUGUAACACGGUGGCUCUACGCUUUGGAAUUACAUUUACUGAAUUCCAGACUAUGAAUAACUACCUGUGGAAUAACUGCACCAACCUAUGGCUGAAUUACGAUGUUUGCGUUGCCCCAGUUACCAAAACUAGGAUAUCAGAAGAUGGCACAUGUGGUCCAUCCCAUGGGAACACCGUCUGUGAAGGAAGCUCAUUUGGAAAGUGA